Messenger RNA from Actinia tenebrosa (Australian red waratah sea anemone), 3698 nucleotides. Its product is annotated as retinoic acid receptor RXR-alpha-B. Gene Ontology annotation, molecular function: DNA-binding transcription factor activity; zinc ion binding; sequence-specific DNA binding. Gene Ontology annotation, biological process: regulation of DNA-templated transcription. NCBI's taxonomy places the organism in Eukaryota, Metazoa, Cnidaria, Anthozoa, Actiniaria, Actiniidae. The record is from RefSeq and is a predicted model, not a curated record.
ACGCAUGCUUGCGUAGGAGAGAGAAGUACAGCUAUGAUYGAAACUUUACCGUUUUUGUUGUCAAAUUUAGGUUUUUUCUGUCAUUUUUUCUUCCUUGAUCCUAAGUUUGAUAGAAGUUUUAGACAGUGUUAUGUUUUUUGAUGUGGUAAUGAUUGGUUUGAGUUGGUUGUAUCGUGCAGAAUGGACGAAAGGACAACUGAAAACAGCACCAAUCUACAACGACAUGAACCAGGAGGAACAGAAACCAAUUCUUCAGAGCCAAAGGCUUAUCAACAUCCAAUUGCUAUAGUGUCCUCAGUUAGGGAAUCUUUUCUUCUUCGACCAACAAUGAUACCUCUUCGUUCGGCACCAAGUAUGGCUGCAUCUCCAUGCUUGACAGGAGCAAGCUUGUUUUAUUCAACUCAGUAUAUCCCAACUCAACAGUUUGCAAUGAACCAGCCACAAGCACCAUUUCCAGUGUCAGUUAUGCCUCCUUUGCUUCACGUACAAACCAACAAUCUCUCUACGGCAAGACCAAAUAAUAUACACAUGCCAGAAAGAGAGGUUCAUAAAAAACGCAAAUCCAUGCAGGAGUCUGAACCAAUGGAUACAGGCUCAGUUGUUAAUAGUGCUAGUGAUCAACGGAGCUCUGUUGGGAGCCUUGAAGAUCAAAACUUGAAAAUGGAGGAGACUUCUCCCCUUCCGUUAUCACUGACGACUGAUGAGAGUCCUCCUAGUACACCCUAUUCAUCUGCAUCUUCACCUACAGCAAUUGGUGCCAUGUCUCCAACAUCUCCUCCGCUGUUGCACUCUCCAACCACAAAUGAAAUGUGUGCAAUAUGUGGAGAUAGAGCUACUGGUCAUCACUAUGGGGUGCCAAGCUGUGAAGGCUGUAAAGGAUUUUUUAAACGAAGUGUACAAAAUAAAAAGGCUUAURCUUGUCGUAAUUUGACAAAGGAUUGCCCUAUGGACAAACGGCACCGUAAUAGGUGUCAAUACUGCAGAUUUCAAAAAUGUUUAAAAGUUGGGAUGAUUAAAGAAGCUGUAAGAGAAGAUAGGGCACCAGGAGGAAGACACAAGAACUCACUAACACAACCAAAAACUAAAGACGACCAACAACCACCAUGCAAGCAGCCAAGGAAAAGCUUAUCAAUGAUGUCGCCUUGUAAAAACCCUGAGCCACCUGCACCUUUACCAGAUCUUAUUGACAAAAUUAUCACUUUUGAUUCCGUUAACACUGGAAAUAUGGAAGACUGUUUGGGCUGCAAGGAAACUGAACUGAAGGAAAAGACUUUGGCACAUGUCACACAACUGGCUGAACAACAGUUGGUUAGGAGUUUGUCUUGGUUUGAAAAUCUGCCACUUUUGAAGGAUAUAAGUAAAUCAGACAAGGAUACUUUAAUCAAAAAUUGUUGGGUAGAGCUUAUGCUUGCUAAUUUGAUUAAACAGUCACAGAAUUUAGAGGAUAAAGCUAUGCUCUGUAAAAAACAAAUAUUGGAUUAUGAGACUGCUGAGACAACAGGUAUUGGAGAUAUCAUGCAAAGAGUUGUACAAAUGGCAAGUAAAUUUAGGGAAUUUCAACUGGAUCAGGUGGAGUUUGUUUGCAUGAAGAUUAUUGUCCUGUUAAAUCCGGAUGUAGUUGGUCUUGAAAAUCAGGAGCUAAUUGAACAGUUACAGGAUAAAUUCCACACAGCUCUACAAAACUACAUCAAAACUACGUUCCCAAAGGAAACCAAUCGAUUUGGUAACAUAUUGCUCAGAUUACCAGAAUUACGUUCCAUUGGAACCAAGAGUAUAGAAYGUCUGUUUAUGCUAAACCUCACAGGACAGAUCCACCCUAGUGAUUCCCUUUCUGAUCUACUUCAUUCCGCCAAGCGUUAGUAAACAAUACUUACACUGUACACAUUCUGUAAGGGAAAAUGCUGAUAGACUCCUGAAGCACUUAACAGGAAAAAUUUCAUGGCUGUUUCAAGGGCAUGCUUGAAGUCUUUGGUCUCGUACAUAAUGCUCUGGUACUGAAGAUAAGAGGUAGAAUAAGGAUAGUAAUGGUUGUAUGUAAGCAGUCUGUUAUAGCAGACAUAUGAGAGCAGGUUUUGUGUGUCUGUGGAAAAAUGUAGCCUGUUCUGUUUCUGGAUAUUGCCUGGAUUCUUGUGUUUUGGUUCCUGUUGAUCAAAAAAUUACUCUCACACCAUUUUAUAGACCAUGCUUCAUAUCUUAAGCUUCAGACUCAAUUGUGAGGCUUUGCUCGUAUGGUAUUUCAUGUUUGAUACAAACAUAUGGAUCAUGAAAUACAUUAAUUUAUUGAUGGGAAUGAAAUAAUGUACUUUUUAUAAUGUUCCUGCCUUUCGGCAAUUAUUAUAAAAGUUUGGUAGAAAUGCUAGCGAAUUCGCUACUCAACGACGUAUUUGAAUCUACAGCACUGUUUCUACUUCUGCUUUUGAGGUUUGGUGCAAUUUUGAACAUUUUAUUCUGGAUAGCCUAGCUAUCGAAUAUUAAUAUUUUGAACAUGGCCUUUUAUAAAUGUGAUGAUGGUUUCGUAUAAACAAAGAUUGUCGUAAAACACAAGAAAAUGUCAGAAAAGCAAAGUGACAAAAAUUACUAGUAAUGUUGGUAACGUCACCAGGUGCAGUAUUUCCAUGUCAUGAGUGUUCUCUCAGCGACCCAAAAUUUGCUAUACUAGGCAGUAUUAUGUAGAUAGAAUUCAAGGCAGACUUAAACAGAAGGUAAGAGGUAUAUAUCGUAGAACAGCAACCAGACUGUUUUAGAGAUUAAGAUUGUCUUAUGACAUAUUGUUACUGGUCAUUUACGUGUAUCUCAUGUAGGCCUUUUCUGACACAGUGAACAUGGUGCAUUCUGGUCUAGAUUGAGUGUAAACUGUUUGUAAUGGUACCCAAGAUAGACAUGAAUGAACCUUCAUUGUUUGAUUGAGAAAUAGCAAAUAAGGACAUAUUUUUAUGUAAAGGAAUUGUACUUAAAAUAUUGAAAUGUAUAUUGUUAGGUAGUAACACUAAGUGUUAUAUCUUUUACACGUAAUAAUUAUUGUAUAUUAGAUAAUAAUAUUAUCGUUCCACACAUGGUAUAACCAAUACAUAUGUGUCAAAUCUAAAAUCUACACUUGAUGUAGAAGUAAUCUUUAUCCAGAGCAGAAUUAUAAGGUAUAAUAACAGUAUAGGUAGACUUAUAGAGCACAAACACCAAGUGUGCAAACCAAAUAGUACUAGAUAGUGCUACAUUAUGCUAAUUCUAUUGCGUAGUUCCAGAAAUAUCCAUAUUCCCACCACAGAGGAAGUUUUUAAAAGGACCCCCUACCCCCAGGAACUUACAAUUUUCUUCCAUACAAACGCUGUAAUUCAUUCAUUCUCUUAUCCCCCUCUACUCCAGGGUUUCCAAUUUCCUCCUUGGGUGGGGUAUGGAUAUUUUCUGGAACUUCACAUUGUUUAAAUAGUGCUAUUUAGUGCUAAAUAGUCCAAAGUAUUGUAUAGUUUUAGUGUUUGUACUCUAAUGACAAAUAUUUGUUUUGGUUUAACCAGAAAUCUAUUGUUUCUUUAAUUUCCUGUGAGAUUUCUUCCCAUGCUAGGACACACACUACACUGGUCUCAUAGGGCUGUAGAUCUGUACCACAAUGUUGUUUUGAAUGAGAACUUUAGGAUAGAAAGUUUCAAAUUGCAUGUAAAACUCCAUCCUAUAUAGAUUAAUGAAAUGCAUUGCUUGUUAUUUUU